UUUCUAAUUCUGGUUCAGCUCGGCUUUCCUACCGGAUGUUCGCGAUUGCAGCUGAGCUUGCUGAUCAGAGCUUCAUCAGGCUAUGGUCUCCAAUCUGCAGUUACUUAGAAGUUGCAUUCUCUCUUGAAAAUUUCAUAUUUCAAGAACUCGAAAAGCAGUUUCAACAGUUUCUGGCUUACAUUUGUAGAUAAUGAGUACUCAUGUACCAGCUUCAGGCACUCUUUCUAGGGCUAUCUCGACAACACUCGAGACCGUUCAUUCCACCAAAGCCACCAACGUUCAAAAGGAAAAUUUCAAGAAACUUUCAUCUUAUUUGGAGAGGAUAACAUUCAUUCUACAAGAAUCAACUAAGUUGGACAUCCAUGAUUCCGGGACCUUAAAGAACACGAUUAACGUUCUCACUAAGCAUGUUUCAGAAGCUAACAUCUUUGCUCACGAAUGCAGCAACAAGAACAAAAUCUACCUCUUGCUUAAUUGCAAAAAGAUCGUUAAAAGCCUAGAAAACCACACAAAAGAGAUUGGUAAUGCUCUUAACCUCCUUCAUCCUCUGAUCUCCGUCAAUGGACUUGAUCAAGAUAUCAUUAAGCUAUCGAAGAUCAUGUUGAAUGCAAAUUAUCAAGAAUCAGCCACAGAAGAGGAAAUCAUUGAGAAAAUUAAAGUGGGUAUCAGAGAAAGGAACGUUGAUAGAUCAUAUGCCAAUAGUUUGCUCGUUUCUAUUGCGGAUGUCAUCGGGAUCUCAACAGAGCAAGCAGUAUUGCGAAAAGAGUAUGAAGAAUUCAAACACGAAAUGGAAAAUGUUGAGCUAACAGAAGAUGUAGCAGAAGCUUUACAGAUUGAACAGACUGUGGCCUUACUAGGAAAGGCUGAUAUUAUUUCGACAGCAGAAGAGCGAGAAAAGAAGUAUUUUAGCAAGAGAAAUUCUUUGGGAAGGCAACCUUUAGAGCCUCUUCAAUCGUUCUACUGUCCGAUAACUCAAGAACUUAUGGACGAUCCAGUAGAAACGCCAUCCGGACAUAGUUUUGAGAGAUAUGCAAUAGAGAAAUGGUUAGCGGUUGAAAACAAUCUUUGUCCAAUAACCAAGACUCCAUUGAAAGCAUCGGCUUUAAGGACUAACAAGACUCUUCGCCAAUCGAUAGAAGAGUGGAGAGAUAGAAACACGAUGAUCUUCAUCGGUUCUAUUAAGUCGAGGAUUCUUUCGAACGAGGAGGAAGAAGUAAUCGUCUCGCUAGAAAAGUUGCAAGAUUUGUGCUUGGAAAGAGAUCUUCAUCAAGAAUGGGUGAUGAUGGAGGACUACUUGCCGGUUCUUGUUUCUCUUCUUUCUACCAAGAAUUUCCAGAUUAGAUCCUGCAUUCUCACGAUCCUCCGCAUCCUUGCAACCGACAACGAUGAUAGGAAGGAAAGCAUAGCGAAAACAGACAAUGCUAUCAAAUUAAUCGUGUGUUCCCUUGCACGAAAGAUCGAAGAAAGUAAGUUGGCAUUGCAAUUGCUUAUGGAAUUGUCGGAAAACGAUGUGGCAAGAAAUAUUAUUGGGAGUAGCCAAGGUUGCAUACUUCUUCUUGUGACCUUAUCUGGUAGUGAUGAUGCUCAAGCUGCUGAGGAUGCUAAACAACUUUUGGAGAAUCUCUCUUUUCUUCAUCAGAAUAUUGUGCAAAUGGCCAAUGCUAAUCAUUUUGGACCUUUACUUCGCCUUCUUUCUUCAGGGUCUGAAAGCGUUCAACGGGUGAUGGCUGAGACGCUGUCAGAAGUCGAGAUGACCGAUCAUGCAAAGCUUACGGUUUGUGAAAAUGGAGCGGUGGAGUCACUUGUUGCUAUGCUCUCCCACAUUAAUAUUGAGAUGAAGAAGGCAGCCAUUUUAGCCCUCGAGAAGCUUUCAGGUGUGCCACAAAAUGGAUUAAAGAUGAUGAAACAAGGUGUUGUAGAGAUUUUGUUUGGAAUACUCUUCCGUGAAAGCUUAUCAAUGCCGAAUCUCGUUGAAAAGGUUGUAGCCACGAUUGUGAAUCUCGCUUUAUCGUUAACUUCUCACAAAGGCGAUCAUGAGGAUACGCCGUUUCUGGAAUCUGAAGAAGAUAUUUUCAAGUUAUUUUCUCUCAUCUCAUUAUAUGGACCAAAUGUUCAACAAAAUGUUCUUAGAACAUUUCUUGCAGUUUGUCAAUCUCCUUCAGGUCUGAACAUCAGGAAAACUUUACGGAAGAUAUCUUCUGUCCAAGUCCUGGUUCAGUUAUGUGAACACGGAAAUCAAACCGUUAGAUCAAAUGCCGUGAAGUUGUUCUGCAUCCUAACGAAAGACGGGGAUGAUGAAACGUUCGUGGAACACGUUGGGUCUAAAUGCAUCGAGACUUUGCUUAGAAUCGUAAAUAUUUCUGAUAACAUCGAAGAGGGCAUUGCUGUAAUGGAAAUCAUCUCGAGCCUUCCUAGAACCCCGCAGAUGACUCAAUGGAUCGUUGAUGCGGGCACACUUCAAGCGAUCAUCUCCAUCCUCUCUAGUCGCAUUCAAAAACCCGAGCUCAUGAUUGAAAGUGCAUCCGGAGCUCUUUGCCGUUUCACCAUUUCAACGAAUCAAGAACUACAAAAAAAGGUGGCGGAAACCGGCAUCAUCCCGACUCUAGUACAGUUACUAGACUACGGAAGCCCGUUAACAAAACAGAACGUAGCGAUUUCACUCGCCCAAUUCUCCGAGAGUUCCAACAACUUAAGCGGGCCCGUGGUGCGAAAAUCGCAUUUCUUUAGCUGUUGUGUGUCCACACCCGAUACAAGUUGCACGGUCCACUCGGGAAUUUGCACGAUCGAGUCAUCGUUCUGUCUUCUCGAGGCUAAUGCUGUAACUCCACUUGCGAAAGUGCUCGAUGAACCGGAUUUCGGAGCCGUUGAAGCUUCUCUCGACGCUUUGCUGACUUUAGUCAACAACGAGUUGUUGCAGAAGGGUAGUAAGGUGUUGGAAAGCGGGGAUGCGAUUGUGAAGAUGGUGAAGCUGUUGAGUUCGCCGAGUGUAAAGUUGCAGGAGAAGGCUUUGAUUGCUUUGGAGAGAAUAUUCCGGCAGCCGGAGUACAAGCAGAAGUAUAAAACGACGGCGCAUAUGGCAUUAGUUGAGAUUACACAGAGAGGAAGCCAUAGUAUGAAGUCUCUUGCUGCUAAGAUUUUGGCUCAUUUGAAUGUUCUUCAUGAACAAUCAUCUUUUUUUUGAAAAUUCCUUUUUCUUUUAUUUAUAAUUUUGUUCUUUUUUCCGUGUAUAAAUUGAAUAUUAGUGAUUGAAUUCAAAAGUCAAAUGUGAUACUUUAUUCGAUAUUCAUUGAUGAAUAGAUUGAAUUUGUUUAGUUAC
This is a messenger RNA of Cynara cardunculus var. scolymus (artichoke), 3316 nucleotides long. RefSeq names its product U-box domain-containing protein 44-like. Lineage: Eukaryota; Viridiplantae; Streptophyta; Magnoliopsida; Asterales; Asteraceae. Gene Ontology annotation, biological process: protein ubiquitination. The coding region runs from base 191 to 3181 and encodes 996 amino acids. Gene Ontology annotation, molecular function: protein binding; ubiquitin-protein transferase activity. The record is from RefSeq and is a predicted model, not a curated record. The transcript has 5 exons.